This is a messenger RNA of Penicillium canariense, 1554 nucleotides long. It is a transcript of the gene adaB, whose product is annotated as chromatin-binding transcription regulator ADA2. The record is from RefSeq and is a predicted model, not a curated record. The coding region runs from base 1 to 1554 and encodes 517 amino acids. Gene Ontology annotation, cellular component: nucleus; SAGA-type complex. The transcript is spliced from 3 exons. Gene Ontology annotation, molecular function: zinc ion binding; transcription coactivator activity; chromatin binding. Lineage: Eukaryota; Fungi; Ascomycota; Eurotiomycetes; Eurotiales; Aspergillaceae. Gene Ontology annotation, biological process: chromatin remodeling; regulation of transcription by RNA polymerase II.
AUGGGUGUAAUACGCAAAAAGACCGCCUCGCGCGGCACCGAGGCCGGCACCAAGUUCCACUGCGACGUGUGCUCGGUCGAUGUCACAUCAACAGUUCGAAUUUCCUGCGCGCAUCCCUCCUGCCAUGAAUACGACCUCUGUGUCCCCUGCUUCGCGGCCGGGGAGAGCUCCAAGAACCACGACCCGCAGACUCAUCCCUUCCAAGUUAUUGAACAGAACUCCGUCCCAAUAUUCCAGGCGGACUGGGGGGCGGAUGAAGAGUUGCUACUCCUGGAGGGGGCCGAGAUCUAUGGUCUUGGCUCGUGGGCCGAUAUUGCCGACCACAUCGGCGGGUACCGCACUAAGGAUGAGGUGCGCGACCACUACAUCGACACAUAUGUGAACAGCUCAAACUUCCCGCUACCUGAUCGAGCCGACCCGGAGGAUAGAAGCCUCCAGGAUGCGAUAUCGAAGGAGGAGUUUCAGAUGCGCAAGAAGCGUCGGAUCGAAGAGCGCAAAGAGGCGGCCAGGGCGGCGCCGCCCACAACACCUAAACAGAAGCCGACUGCUAGUGUGCCGGCUUGUCAUGAAGUGCAAGGUUACAUGCCGGGUCGCUUGGAGUUUGAGACAGAGUUCCUCAAUGACGCUGAGGAGGCCGUCCAGCACAUGGCGUUCGAGCCUGGAGCAGGCAUCGGCGCCAAUGGCGAGAUUGACGCGGAGACAGAACUGAAGAUGACCGUGGUCGAUAUUUAUAACUCACGACUGACGGCACGUACAGAGCGCAAGAAGGUGCUCUUCCAACAUAACCUGUUGGAAUACCGGAAGAACACCGCGCUGGAGAAGAAGCGCACCAAGGAGGAGCGUGAUCUGCUGAACAAAGCCAAGCCAUUAGCACGGAUGAUGAACCAGAAGGACUUUGACGAACUAAACAAAGGGCUGGAGUACGAGCAUAAUCUACGCCUGGCGAUCUCCCAACUACAAGAGUGGCGGCAGAUGGGUAUCGGCGACCUGAAAACGGGCGAGAAGUAUGAACAGGAUAAGCAACAGCGCGCACAGCGGAUGAUCCCGCAAGGGUCCUUCGACCGGUUUGCCAGUGCGCGUCCCAAGCCGACUCUCGCCCCCGAGGGUCCAACUGCUGCGACUCAGCUUACUACUCCCGAGUUACCUCUCCGGCUCCAAAAGGCUGCAAAUCCCCACAAGCAGCCAGAUUCAGCCAAUAUGCCAAUGAAUGACUUUGACCUGAUGUUCGCCACCAACGGUGAUUCUGCACCUGCGCCGCCAUUGAAGACCAAAUAUGUCGUGCAGCCGCUGAGCGGUGUGCCAGGAUGGAAACUGGACAGUGAUGGAGCGGCUGACCUUCACCUCCUGACUCGGGAAGAGGCUGAAAUGUGUAACGUGCUGCGUCUCAUGCCCAAGCCGUACUUGGUUGUCAAGGAGACGCUCCUGAAGGAAGCAAUGAAGCAAGGCGGUAAUCUGAAGAAGAAGGAUGCACGUGCCAUCUGCAAGAUUGAGGGCACCAAGACCAGCCGCAUUUACGAUUUUAUGGUGCAUAGCGGAUGGAUUAACAAGGCGUAA